Meloidogyne enterolobii is the source of this 861-nucleotide messenger RNA. The record is from the annotation of a GenBank genome assembly. NCBI's taxonomy places the organism in Eukaryota, Metazoa, Nematoda, Chromadorea, Rhabditida, Meloidogynidae.
UAGACUUUUUUUAAUUAUUUGCGGAUUUUUAUAUUUGCGGACUCUUUUUUUAAUGCGGACUUUUUCAUUAACGGACUUUUCUAAUAGCGGAUAUUUUAUAAUUUGCGGAUGCUUUUUGCGGACAUUUUCAUUUUUUGCAGACGCUUUAUGCGGACAUUCUUUAAUUUGCGGACAUUCUCAUUUUUAGAGAACACUUUUAUUUGCGGACUUUCUUCUAAUGCGGACGAUUUUUGCGGACUUUUCUAAUAGUGGAUAUUUCACUUGCGGACAUUCCAUUUGCGGACUUUCCUUCUUGAGGGUAUUCUUUAGAAGCGGUCCGCAAGUGAAAUGUCUUUAUGCAGACUUCUAUAUUUACGGACGCUUUUUGCGGACUUUUUUUUUAUUUUUGCGGACUUUUUUUUAUCUGCGGACGUUUUUUGCGGACUUUUUUUUAUUUUUUGCGGACAUUAUUAUUUGCGGACAUUCUCUUUUUUUGCGGAUAUUUUUACUAGCGGGCGUUUUUUGCGGACAUUUUACGGCAAAUUUCAAAUUUACCUAAAAUUAAAAUUUCCCUCCACCCCAAAAAUAAAUUUACUUACAAUACUCUUCCGUAUCCACCUUAGGAACAAAACGAUCAUAUAAUGGACAAUCACCUUCACUGCGUAUAUGUUCAAGAAAGUCCCUAACAUCUUCAAACUCGGGAAUUCUAAAAAAAAUUUUUUGAAAAAAUUUGAACAUUUAUGACGUUUGGAUGGGUAUUGAGGACUUUUUUUAAUUUUCGGAUAAAUUUUGCGAACAUAUCUUGCGGAUUUCUUAUUUGCGGACAAAUCCUCCAGACUUCUUUUAUUUGCGGACAUAUCUUGCAGACUUUUUCCAUUUGCG